ACAAGCCAUCCUGUAUUAUUAUACCUUAUUAAUACAAAAAUUAAUAGGAGAGAGGGCUUAAACUUGGAAAGCCAUAUGGAUCAUGACAUGCCAGGAAUGGGAGGAAUGUCACCACCAUCACCACCACAAGAUCACAUGAUGAUGGGCAUGGGGUUGACACACAUGACCUUUUUCUGGAGUAAAAAUGCUGAAAUUCUUUUCUCAGGCUGGCCAGGAACGCGAACGGGCAUGUACGUCCUCGCUUUGAUCAUUGUAUUUGUGAUCUCCUUGUUUGUGGAAUGGCUCUCUAACUCCAAUUACUUUAAAGACAAUAUGUCAAAUUAUAAUGGCCUUGUUAAGACAUUUGUGCAUGGUCUAAAAAUAGCCCUUGCUUAUCUUCUUAUGCUUGCUGUUAUGUCUUUUAAUGUUGGUGUUUUUAUAGUUGUCGUGGCUGGACAUACUUUUGGUUAUUUCCUAUUUGGUAGGCGUAAUAAUUCUGAGAAUAAUGCAUGCCAAGCUUGAACCGUUGAUGCAGUAGAAGCUCUUAAUGAAAUAUCUGAUGGUGAAGACAUCGGAGUUGUUGGUCAAUUGUGCGUAAUUCUUAAUAUAUAUGUCAGUUUAUUAUUUUCUAAAUUUCCAUUUUCCAACUUUAAUUUCCAGAGGUGAGAUGUAUUUGGUUGUGAUACUGUAAAUUAAUGGGAUUUAUGUUAU
This is a messenger RNA of Solanum tuberosum (potato), 690 nucleotides long. Its product is annotated as copper transporter 6-like. NCBI's taxonomy places the organism in Eukaryota, Viridiplantae, Streptophyta, Magnoliopsida, Solanales, Solanaceae. Bases 76 to 501 code for a protein of 141 amino acids. The transcript has a single exon. Gene Ontology annotation, biological process: copper ion transmembrane transport. Gene Ontology annotation, cellular component: plasma membrane. The record is from RefSeq and is a predicted model, not a curated record. Gene Ontology annotation, molecular function: copper ion transmembrane transporter activity.